Lathyrus sativus (Indian pea) is the source of this 795-nucleotide messenger RNA. NCBI's taxonomy places the organism in Eukaryota, Viridiplantae, Streptophyta, Magnoliopsida, Fabales, Fabaceae. The record is from the annotation of a GenBank genome assembly.
AUGUCCACCGUCAGAAUUCAAGUUUCAGCGUGCGCUCUUUCCGCCACCGUCAACCACCUUCGUUAUCGUCCAAACUACGUCGUUUCAACGAGCCGCUUCAACAACCAUUUCAGCGUCAGACCCCUCAGAAUUUCAAUGUCUUCUGUUCCUCCUUCCGAGCCCUUGGAAAUCGCUGUCAAAGCUUCUCUCACCACACCCAACAAGCUCGGAGACUGCCCCUUUACACAAAGGGUAUUGCUGACCCUGGAGGAAAAACAUUUACCUUAUGAGACAAAAUUGGUGGAUUUAAGGAACAAACCAGAAUGGUUCCUUGAAAUCAGCCCUGAAGGUAAAGUUCCUGUAAUAAACAUUGACGGGAAGUGGGUUCCUGAUUCAGAUGUAAUCACACAAAUAUUGGAAGAGAAGUAUCCUAGCCCACCAUUGGUGACUCCACCAGAAAAGGCUACAGCUGGAUCAAAGAUCUUUUCUACAUUUAUUGGAUUUCUCAAGAGCAAAGAUCCCAAUGAUGGAACAGAACAAGCAUUACUGAAUGAACUAAACAUCUUCAAUGAUUACCUCAAGGAAAAUGGUCCUUUUAUCAACGGGAAAGACAUAUCUGCGGCUGACCUGUCACUUGGACCCAAGUUAUACCAUUUGGAGAUUGCUUUAGGGCAUUAUAAGAAAUGGACAGUACCUGAUUCACUUAACUUUUUGAAAUCUUACUUGAAGGAUAUUUUCUCGAGGGAAUCAUUCAUCAACACGCGUGCACUGACGGAGGAUGUCAUUGAAGGUUGGCGUCCUAAAGUGGAGGGUUGA